Tetrahymena thermophila SB210 is the source of this 783-nucleotide messenger RNA. RefSeq names its product peptidase family S49 protein. NCBI's taxonomy places the organism in Eukaryota, Ciliophora, Oligohymenophorea, Hymenostomatida, Tetrahymenidae. The record is from RefSeq and is a predicted model, not a curated record. The transcript has 7 exons.
AUGUUUAGCAAAGGAUUUAAAGUAGUUCAUUUUAAGAUUCACUCAAAUAUAUCUAGUAGAAUCACUGAUAAAUUAUUCAACGUUAGUUAAACUAUUAUAAGAUAAAGACCAUCCCUUGUAGCUGUUUCAAUAAACUCAGAUGGAGGAAGCAUAACUUAAGCUAAGAAUAUUGUGUCUAUUUUGAAGGAUAUUUCAUAUAAAACAUCAGCUCCUAUUUAUACUUUUGGUGAAGACAGAGUUUUUGGAGCAGCAAAUAUAGUGUUAGUAGGAGCUAAUAGGUGCUUUUCUUCUAAACAUUCUAUGAUUGGCUAGUUUGGAUUCUCUCAAAUUAUUACUGAAACAUCUGAAUUUAAUAAAGAAUAUGGUAUUGCUACUACUUAUUGCUCAGAAGCAACUAAGGGUAAAAAAUUAGAUAGCAACACUCCUUUUACUGAAGAAGACAAAAAAUGGAUCAACAACGUAUUGAGCGACAGAGAAGAAGAAUUAAAAAAAGAACUCAUAAAAUUAAGAGCUGAAAAGUUCCAUGAAAAAAACCUCUCAAAUGAAUAAUUAAACUCAAGCUUAUUCCAAAAAGAUAUAGUCUUUGGAUAAGAGGCAUAAAAUUUAGGAUUUAUUGAUGGUGUUGCUACAUUUGAAUAAAUUGUUAAUACCGAGUUCCCAGACGCUAAAGUCAAGCUUGUAGUUAAUAGACGUCUUUUCGGCUAUGGAGAUUCUGCUUAUGUCCCAGGAAUUUUCGAUUAUUUUUCUCCCCUUGCUUUAUAAGUUAUGAACAUGAAAGUUUGA